AUGAUGGGCCGCAAGUUUGAGAACAACAAGCUCAAGAUGGCCAAGACGGCGCUGGCCUACGCCAAGAAGGCGUCCUACAUCGGCAAGAAGGUGGUGGUCGCCGUCAAGGCGGGCGGCGACGACCCGAGCAUCAACCGCCAACUAGCCGCUGUCAUGGCAGAGGCGAACGCGCUCAACGUGCCCAAGGACGUGGUCACGAAGAACAUCAAGCGGGCGAUGGACACCGACACGGCCAACUACGACGAGCUGACCUACGAGGCGUACGGGCACGGCGGCGUCGGGCUCGUGAUCAACUGCCUGUCAGACAACAAGAACAGAGCAGUGUCGGAGGUCAACAUGGUGAUCAACAAGAACGGGUGCAAGGUGGCGUCGCAAGGGUCGGUGCUCUUCAACUUCUCUCCGAAGGGGCGGCUCGUCGUCGCCAAGCCGCUCGACGAGGACUCGCUGCUCGACAUUGCCAUCGAGGCGGGCUGCGACGGAGACGUGCUGCUCGAGCCGCCCGACGCCGAGGCGGACGGCGAGGCCGCGCGCGCGGUCGUGCUCACCGAGGCAGCCGAGCUCGGCGCGGUGCAGGGUGCGCUGCAGGGCGCGGGGUACGACUGCUCGGGCAAGCUCGUCAACGUGCCGCUCGCGCCGCAGGAGGUGAGCGCCGAGGACGAGGAGGCCAACUUUGGCGUGAUCGACAAGCUCGAGGAGCUCGACGAUGUCGAUUCGGUGGAGCACAACAUGGCGCUCACAUAG
Molecule: messenger RNA, 741 nt
Organism: Emiliania huxleyi CCMP1516
Lineage: Eukaryota; Haptophyta; Isochrysidales; Noelaerhabdaceae
Exons: 2
Coding region: 1-741 (246 amino acids)
Source: RefSeq, a predicted model, not a curated record